GAGUUCGAGGUUCUGGCCCAGCUGCGUCUCCUGCAGUCCGUGUGCCGCAACUACAGUUCUCCCCACAGUCACAGUCUCUCCUGUGAGAUCGAACUCCCUGGGGAGGCCCCAACCCCCCAGCGGCCCCUGAAGCCCACCCUGGUCAUCACCCACUGCACAGAGCUGCUGAGCUCCGUGGGGAACCCCCUGGUCUCCUGGGAGGGGCCCCCCGGCUGCAGCCCCGACCUGCUGCCGCCCCCCCGUGGCCCCACACAGCUGCUGUCUCGCCUGGCACAGCACAUGAAGUGGCCAUCAGCCUCCGCGCUGGACGCAGCUCCUGACGAUGUGGCUUCCUUGGCCGGGGGCCUCUCGCCCCCCACCCCCACCGGGGGGGGCUUUCCCCGGGGCCACCGGCGCUCGGCUUCAUGCGGCUCGGCCUUCCCUGCCCCUCCCACCCUGGAGCCCGGGGCCCCCCCCUCCGACUGCUGCAUCAUCCGCGCCCGCAUGGCCCUGCACAACGGCAGCCUCUACAAGAGCAUCCUGGUGACCAGCCAGGACAAGACCCCGUCUGUCAUCGCCAAGGUGCUGGAGAAGCACGGCCAGGAGCGGGGGGCAGCCCCCCAAUUCCAGCUGGUCCAGCUGCUGCCUGAGGGGAAAGAGCUGACCUUCCCGCCUACAGCCAACGUCUUCUACGCCAUGAAUGGCUCCAGCUUGGACUUUGUGCUGCGCCCCAAGGGCCCCGGGGAGCCUCCUCUGCCCCCCCAGCGCUGCCCCCCGCAGGGCUGAGCUCAGCGCCACCUUCCCCAAAAUCAAGGCCACCGGCCGCAAGCUCGCCAGGGCCCUCUUCUGAGGGCGAACCUCAAAACCGCCCUGGGGCUUCCUGGGCCUGGAGGAAAGGCAGUGACCUGCGCCCGGGCUGUGGGGAAGGGAAUUGGAGCCACACAGUGCCUAGGGCUGUCUGCUUGGCCUGGGGCUGCCCUCAUCUCUCCUGGCAUCAGGGUCUGGUCUGCCCCAGCACUGUCCAGGGGGCAGCCUGCCCAGCCAGCGGCCUCAGGGCCAUGACCUAAGUGCCUUGAAAUGGGUGAUGUCCUGACAGCCCCUUCCCCGCCCCCCCAAGGCCAGGACCUACUUCCUGUCCACCCAGGAGCUACAGCUGGGGGUGGGCUGCCCCCAUGGGGGGCAGGGCAGUGACCCCCACUCUCCCACAGCAUGGUCUCACCCCUGCCAGAAGGACUCUGGGGGAGGCCAGGGGGGGUAACUCCCCGCUAGACAUGGGUGGGACGUGGGGUGCUCCCACUGGUGCUGAGAUGGCAGCUUCUCAGGGACUUGUCCCACCUGGAGGUGGGGGGGAAGUACUGUGUGAUCCAAGCCCUGCAGGGGCAGCUGAUCUCCC
Messenger RNA from Terrapene triunguis (Three-toed box turtle), 1372 nucleotides. Its product is annotated as ral guanine nucleotide dissociation stimulator-like 2. The annotation marks the transcript as partial. Gene Ontology annotation, biological process: signal transduction. The record is from RefSeq and is a predicted model, not a curated record. Lineage: Eukaryota; Metazoa; Chordata; Testudines; Emydidae. The transcript has 6 exons.